AUGUUUUCUAUUGAUUUGACUAAAAGUUUGGAUAAAUUGUUUGAAAAUUUGUGCGGAGAGCAAUUUUGGAACGGAGAAGAUUUUUGGAGAAACGAAACUCCAGAAUUCACGAAUUGUUUUCUAUGGAUCAUUCCAAUCUGGAUACCUUGCAUAUUCAUCAUCGCCACAGCUCCUGCCUACAUGCUCCUCUAUUUGAAAAGGAUUGAAACUCAAUCGAAAGUAAAAGUUUCCUCACUGGCGAACAACUUGAAAGUGAUUUUCUCGAUAUGCCUGACGCUAAUGAGUGCCUCCUGCUUUAUAUACUCCACCGUGUUGUACAUGAAUGGCAGUUUGCACGUUGUGACGGUCGUCAGCACUGCACUCAUGACAUUAGCCUUUGUUAGUAUUGGUAGUCUGCUCACUAAUGAGUACAAUUAUAUUAAAUAUUGCCUCUUUUAUGCCCUGUCGGUGUUGAUUUUGGCGAUGGAAGGCAAGAAACAGCUCGUGACCUCGCUCUAUCAUUUCAUAUUUUCCUCAUUAACUUUUGCUAGUGCCAUAUUUUAUGUGUUAAUUCUUCUGACGUGCAAGGAGAGAUUCAAAUUUGCAGAGGCGUCGAGGCAAAUACUAACGGUUGUCAUCACGGCGAGCUUCACCUUCAGUAUUAGCUGCUUGUUCAUUUUAAACUGCUUCGCCAGUUAUGAUCCUGCCCAAGCUACCGACCGAGUAUGUUGCCAUUGA
Molecule: messenger RNA, 717 nt
Organism: Helobdella robusta
Lineage: Eukaryota; Metazoa; Annelida; Clitellata; Rhynchobdellida; Glossiphoniidae
Exons: 5
Coding region: 1-717 (238 amino acids)
Source: RefSeq, a predicted model, not a curated record